AUUACGAAAACCAAAACCAAAAAGAAAACUCCCUUAAAUUGCACACAUUCACAACAACAAUAACACAACACAAACUCUCUCCUUUCUCUCUGAAACGCCGAACCCCUUUUUGUAGACUACUUCUUCAAUCCCUAAUUUUUUCAUUUCAUUUUUUCACACGUAACAACCACCAACCUUCGUUUUGCACCCUUUUCUCUAUCUGUACCAAGACCCGUUUUGGAUCGCAACCCAACUUCUCUCUCCCCUAAUAUUUGAUGCCCACCAUCUCCUCUACGCAUUUCAACACUGUGUUGGGAUUCACCCUUUUUCCAUUAGGGUUUUGAUCAUCUCAACUCUUCUCUUGUUACAACCAAGCAGCACUUUUAUUCUUUUGAUUCGUUUUCAUUUGGGUGUCUUGCAAAAUCUUUUUUUUUUUUUUAACUUUUGGGUAUUCGUAUUUUGUACUUGCUGGGGUUCUCUGAAAUUGUGCCUUUUGCAAUAUCUCUGUGUGUAUUAUUUUUUGGGUAAUACCCAGAAUUGGUUUAGUGGAAUUUUACAGUUUUUGCUUCUUUUUUUUUUAUUUUAGAUUUUUUUUUGAACUGCAGAGGGAAUAAAGUCCUGUCUUGGUAUGUUUGUUGUGCAAGGGGAAGAAAUUUUUUCCCUUCAAAAGUUUGAGGGAGAACACUGAGAUUAAUAGCUGCUUCUGCAAGCUUUUUUUUGAGUUUCAAUAUUGGUUCUUAUCUAGAAGGAGCUGUGGUGGUAUUUUGGUUUGGGUUGGUAGGUUUAGUUGGGGAGUGUUGAAAACAUAGGCUUGCAUGGGAGAACAUGAGGGGUGGGCACAGGCACCAAGUGGGCUAUUGCCAAAUGGCUUGUUGCCCAAUGAAGCUGCCUCUGUGAUACAGGUUCUCGACUCAGAGCGGUGGUUGAAAGCUGAGCAAAGGACUGCAGAGCUGAUUGCCUGCAUUCAGCCUAAUCCUCCCUCUGAGGAGCGCCGCAAUGCGGUUGCCGACUAUGUCCAACGGCUGAUCAUGAAAUGCUUCCCUUGCCAGGUGUUCACCUUUGGGUCGGUACCCCUCAAAACUUAUUUGCCUGAUGGAGAUAUUGACUUAACUGCAUUCAGUAAGAAUCAAAAUCUGAAGGAUUCAUGGGCACAUCAAGUUCGUGACAUGCUAGAGAAUGAGGAGAAGAAUGAGAAUGCCGAGUUUCAUGUCAAGGAGGUUCAGUACAUCCAGGCUGAAGUGAAAAUUAUAAAGUGUCUUGUUGAGAAUAUUGUAGUAGACAUUUCAUUUAACCAGCUUGGAGGGUUGUGCACCCUUUGUUUUCUUGAGGAGGUUGAUAAUCUGAUUAACCAAAAUCAUUUAUUCAAGCGUAGCAUUAUCCUGAUAAAAGCUUGGUGUUACUAUGAGAGCCGUAUACUUGGUGCCCACCAUGGACUUAUCUCAACUUAUGCCUUAGAAACCUUGGUUCUUUACAUUUUUCAUGUUUUCAACAAUUCUUUUGCCGGACCGCUAGAGGUAUUGUAUCGAUUUUUGGAGUUUUUUAGUAAGUUUGACUGGGAAAAUUUCUGUGUAAGUCUUUGGGGUCCAGUACCUAUUAGUUCACUCCCAGAUGUGACAGCUGAACCUCCUAGAAAAGAUGGUGGAGAUUUACUGCUCAGCAAGUUAUUUCUCGAUGCCUGUAGCUCAGUUUAUGCCGUUUUCCCCGGUGGCCAAGAAAAUCAGGGGCAACCCUUUGUUUCCAAGCAUUUCAAUGUUAUUGAUCCUUUGCGUGUCAACAAUAACCUUGGCCGUAGUGUCAGCAAAGGUAAUUUCUUUAGGAUACGCAGUGCCUUUGCGUUUGGGGCAAAAAGGCUGGCUAGAUUACUUGAUUGCUCAGAGGAUGAAUUGUUUUCUGAGGUCAAUCAGUUCUUUUUUAACACUUGGGAGAGACACGGAAGUGGGGAAAGGCCUGAUGUUCCAAGCAUCGACCUACGGCAUUUGAGUUUAUCCAGUCAUGACCAAUUACAGAGGUUUGAGAAUCUCCGGAACAAUAACCAUAAAAUUGGUAGUGCCUCCAAUCAUGAAUCUAAUGAAGAGGAAGAUGUUUCACAAAGUGGUCUGUCUCAGUAUAGUAAUUUAUCAUCGGAAAAGACAACUAGAAAUGUUGUUUCUACAGUUUCGCAUUCUCAGAAUCAAAAGAGUUAUGGAAGCCAAAAUAAUUCAAGGACCUUUGAUCAAGUCCGUAGGGAAACUAAUUCUAAUCCAGGUCCUCAUGUCGAUAAAGUUCAGAGAAAUGUUAAAGCCGAUAACCUAGUGAGUGAUGUUCAGGGAAGGUUUCUAUUUGCCAGGACAUGUUCUAGCCCUGAGCUGACUGACUCAUAUGGUGACGUUUCAACCCAAGGAAGGCGUACAAAAGCAACAGAAAGUAGUAAAGGCCAGACUUCCUUUGCAAAGUUGGAGAAUAGUCGUAGGAAGCAUGUUGAACCUGAUGUAGCUGUAAGAAUGGAUGAGUCAUCUGCUAGGCUCAUCUCAUCUCAUCAAGUUCUUGAAAAUGCUGCUGAUUCAAACAGUAAUCAUGAUGAAUCAAGGUCAGGUGUCAUGGGUGAAGAGUUUGCUUCUGUUGUGGGUGCAGAUGGAAUGCAGAUGAUGCAUCAGGAGGAGCAGGACCUUUUGAAUAUGAUGGCAUCUCCCACAGCUCAGGGUUUCAGUGGUCAGACUCAUGUUCCAAUGAAUAUUGCGCCAGGUCACCUACCAUUUCACUUUCCACCUUCCAUUCUUGCAUCGAUGGGAUAUGCUCAGAGAAAUAUGGGUAACAUUCCCUUUAUUGAGGCUCCUUGGGGUACAAAUAUGCAAUUUCCUCAAGGUUUCGUCCCACCAUUGACUCCAUAUUUCCCUGGCAUAGGAAUGACCUCAAGUCCUCAAGAUUUACUUGAAACUAACCAUGAAAAUUUCAGUUCUGUUGAGAUGAACAUAGCAGAAGCAGAUAAUAAUUACUGGCAUGAACAGGAAAGGGGUUCUGCUAGUGAGGUUGAAGUUGAUAAUGGAAAUUUUGAAAUGCUUCCAGAGGAUAGACAACAGUCUACUUCAGAUAGUUAUAAUAACUCUGCCCCAUUGUCUCGGGUAGGAAGCUCCAACAGUAACAGUUCUGCCAGAGUUCAGCAGAAGUUUACUAAAGAAAACCGAGGUUCUACAAGAGAAGAGCAUGUUGACAAUUUUCAUUAUCAAGAUGGCCGAAGAAAUGAGGUUUAUUUUGAUGAUAGAACAGCAAAUUCUGAGUUGUCCAGUGCACCUCCUUUGAGCUCCUUUAAGAGUAGGACCUCUUCUGAAAGCUCAUGGGAUGGAUCAUCAGCCAAAUCCUCAAAAUCAACUAGGGAGAGAAGGGGGAGGAAAAAUACUUCCUCAAUAGCAUCUCCUGUUUAUGCGAAGGGUAAGAAUGUUUCAGAAACUUCAUCUAAUCGAGUAGAUGAUGAAAAUAGAGAGUGGACUCCUUUGUCGACCAUGGCAUCUAACAUAUCAGAAAGAAGCAUUUGGCCCACAUCUAGUACUUCUAUGCAUGUUCCAAGGAAUCAAAUAUCUGGUUUUGAAACUGCCCAGACAAGUGGAUCAGAUUCUCCAUUACCCAUAUCUCCGGUGCUUUUAGGUCCUGGUUCUCGCCAAAGAGAUAAUUCUGGGGUUGUUCCAUUUACAUUUUAUCCUACUGGGCCACCUGUUCCCUUUGUUACAAUGCUUCCUUUAUAUAAUUUUCCAACUGAGUCUUCUGACACUUCAACAAGCAACUUCAAUUUGGAAGAAGGGGCAGAUAACAGUGAUUCAAGUCAGAAUUUUGAUUCAUCUGAGGGAUAUGAACACCCUGGGGUGUCAAGUCCUUCCAAUUCUAUGACAAGGGUGGCUAUUGAGUCAUCAGAGCACAAGUCUGACAUUCUUAAUAGUGACUUUGUUAGCCACUGGCAAAAUUUGCAAUAUGGCCGAUUUUGUCAAAACUCACGUCUUCCGCCUUCAAUGACGUAUCCUUCACCUGGUAUGGUGCCUCCUGUUUAUUUGCAGGGUCGAUAUCCUUGGGAUGGCCCUGGAAGACCUAUUUCUGGUAACAUGAAUAUUUUCAGUCAGCUUAUGAACUACGGGCCACGCCUGGUUCCUGUUGCUCCUCUCCAAUCGGUUUCUAAUAGACCUGCCAAUAUUUACCAACGUUAUGUAGAUGAUAUGCCUCGAUAUCGAAGUGGGACUGGAACCUACUUGCCAAAUCCGAAGGUUUCUGCUCGGGAUCGGCAUUCCACUAAUACCAGAAGGGGAAAUUACAAUUAUGAUAGAAGCGACCAUCAUGGUGAUAGAGAAGGAAAUUGGAAUACAAACUCAAAAUUGCGAGGAACUGGGCGUGGCCAUAAUCGCAACCAAAAUGAGAAGCCCAACUCAAAGACAGAGCGGCUGUCUAGCAGCGAGAGCCGUGCCGAGAGAUCAUGGGGUUCACAUAGGCAUGACAAUUUCAUUCCUCACCAGAAUGGUCCAGUUGGUUCAAAUUCCUUGCAGAGUAAUCCUUCCAAUGUAGCUUAUGGAAUGUACCCUAUACCGGCCAUGAACCCAAGCGGGUUCUCGUCAAAUGGACCAACAAUGCCAUCUGUUGUAAUGUUUUAUCCUUAUGAUCAUAAUACUGGUUAUGGUUCACCAGCAGAGCAGCUUGAGUUUGGGACUUUGGGACCAAUGGGGUUCUCAGGUGUCAAUGAGCUGUCACAGGCAAAUGAGGGAACUCAAUCUAGUGGAGCACAUGAAGAUCAAAGGUUUCGUGGUGGUCACAGCCAACGAUCUUCCCCAGAUCAACCCUCCUCACCUCAUGUCUCAAGGGGUCCCUGAUUCUGCGGUCAGGUCAAGUGGCCAGGAGGAAUUCUUGAAAGAGGAGGAUUGUUCCUCUUCAUUCUAGGACUGGGCAGGGCAUGUAACCGGGGAAUACUAUCUGUCCAUUUCAUGGCAUUAUUGUUCUUUAAAAAGAAAAAGAAUGUAGGUCCCUUGUUUGUUUGUGCCCAGGCUCUUACAUGUACACUUACAGGUGAUUAACCAACUUUGGUUAAGUUUGUCCAUCCAAGACCCAUGUUUGAGGAUGAAAACAAUGGGGACAGAGAGGAUGCAGGACUCUCCUCCCAGUCUAUCAAAAAGAAAAAAGGGAUGGAUGGAUGGCUUGGUGAUUAGAUUUUUAUUCAAAGUUUAGACACAUUUGUAACCCAACCAAAGUAGAAAACUGGCUUAGGUUCAGAAUUUAGAAAAUUUACCUUGUUAUAGAUUUUUGUCAGCUUCUCUUUUAAACAAUGUUGUAGUUGGGUACUCGUUUUAGAACACGCAGCAGAUCUUUGUUGAAGUUUUGAACAUUGUUAUAUAGCUUAUUAGCAAUAAAAUUGUCAUGAGAUACUAUUAGAUGUCA
Glycine soja is the source of this 5364-nucleotide messenger RNA. RefSeq lists its product as uncharacterized. NCBI's taxonomy places the organism in Eukaryota, Viridiplantae, Streptophyta, Magnoliopsida, Fabales, Fabaceae. The record is from RefSeq and is a predicted model, not a curated record. The coding region runs from base 795 to 4802 and encodes 1335 amino acids. The transcript has 9 exons.